Messenger RNA from Danaus plexippus (monarch butterfly), 1582 nucleotides. RefSeq lists its product as uncharacterized. Lineage: Eukaryota; Metazoa; Arthropoda; Insecta; Lepidoptera; Nymphalidae. Gene Ontology annotation, molecular function: odorant binding. The record is from RefSeq and is a predicted model, not a curated record. The coding region runs from base 214 to 939 and encodes 241 amino acids. The transcript is spliced from 4 exons.
CGGUUGUGUUUUUCGUUUAACGCAAUUUUUACAAGAACUAACCUUCAACUAUUCCUAAUCCCCUUUUCUUAUCAGCUCCUGAACUAUAAAACGGAUCCCACAAUUCAUGAUGAAUGCCUUCUAGUUUACCUGUCAUACAUAAUAACCAAACUUCCUGUGCGGUCCCAAUUUAUAGACCAAUGAAAUUUUUCACAUAUCAUUGCGACGUAACCUAUGUUGAAAAUAGCAUCAAUUUUGCUAUUGUACUUUUACCAAUUAUGUUUAGGGGAAGGCAACUUUCAUUUGAUGGAAGAGGAAAUAUCAAAUGCAUUGCAGGAUUGUUCCCAAUUGAACGAUAAAUUGAACAUAAAAGUUAAUAUUGAAAAACGACAGCGUCGGCAUAACGACUUCAGAUAUUAUGCCUUUCGAAUUGACGCUAAUUCGAAACAAGAAAUUAAUCAGUACAAUCAUGAGCGCCGCAACACUUCUACUGAAAAUGAUAAGAUCAUUAACGUUAAUGAUUCUGGUAUAAAUUUUUCCAGGUAUCCAUAUGCAGGAAUUGAAGAAGAUUUAAUAAAUUCUGGUAACCGACAAACCAUUGACGACGAUAGGAAAUCUAAUUUAAAACAACAAAGAAGAUUUAAAAGAAAUGAACCAUUAGUAUCCAAGGACGAUGUGGAUAAGUGCCUCAGCCAAUGUGUAUUUGCCAAUUUACAAGUGGUCGAUUCCAAAGGUAUUCCCCGCGAAGCAAUGUUGUGGAACAAAAUACAAUCAUCUGUAACUUCUGAACAAUCUGAAACACUCAUGAGGGAACAAAUCCGGUCCUGCUUUCAAGAACUUCAAUCUGAAUCAGAAGAUAAUGGAUGCGUGUACUCAAACAGACUUGAACGUUGCUUAAUGCUGCACAUCUCCGACAGGAAAAGAAAUAGCACGCAGACGUAUACUACUUCGAUAAAAUAAUGGUUCCCGUGAGAAAAUCUAAGUAAAUUUGUUUGAAAUAAGCAUCAUAACCAUCGUAGGAUAAUUUAGAAUUAUCUUACAGAAUAAUUUAAAUUUCAAAAAUAAAAUAUAUAAAGUGUUAAUAUUAUUUUACAUUAAUUAAGUAAAUUUAUCGACAAAAUCAUAAAUAUAAUAUAACUGGGUAGCCAGGGAAUGAAAAUGGCUGUGGGAAGUAAAGUACAGGUUCAUCCAGACUGACAUUUUUCAACUCAUGUGGAUAUAUUUGCUUAGGGAGAGGCUCUUUUACCCAUAGUGGCACUGUUUUUGCAUACUGAAAUGAACGAGAGAAAUAAUUCGUUUUUUAAUUUACUAAAAGUUUUUUUUUUUUAUUGUAAGAUGAAUAAGUAUUUUAAAAACAAAGACUUUUAACUUUCAAAGAGUUUGAAAUUUAAUGAUAACAAUAGGCAAAGGUAUCAUCGCAUUCUAAAUGUAAUAAUCAAUAUUUAACGAAGCAGUUUCUAUAACGUCUCUUUUAAGUAAUCCAGUUUUGAAUCAUAUCAGUAAUAAACAGAUUUUACAACUAAUAACACAUUCCAAAUAGAUAAGAUUUAAUAAUUCUCAAGUGAUUUCGUUCAUACAUUAUUAUACAUUAUUAAGUCAAAAA